This is a messenger RNA of Branchiostoma belcheri (Belcher's lancelet), 10644 nucleotides long. RefSeq names its product protocadherin Fat 4-like. Lineage: Eukaryota; Metazoa; Chordata; Leptocardii; Amphioxiformes; Branchiostomatidae. The transcript has 60 exons. Gene Ontology annotation, biological process: homophilic cell-cell adhesion. Bases 453 to 10277 code for a protein of 3274 amino acids. The record is from RefSeq and is a predicted model, not a curated record. Gene Ontology annotation, molecular function: calcium ion binding. Gene Ontology annotation, cellular component: plasma membrane.
GUUAUACGUCGCACUUCUACAGGGAGUUUCCAGUACACAAGGCGGACUCCAUACAUAAGGCUCAGUCCGGAGCGCAGAAAACAACGGAAGUGAGAAGGUUCAAAGUUGACUGGUAUCAGGAUCAGCAGGUGGUCGGUGUUACGAACUUGACGCAGGUGUAACAACACCGUGAAGGGCCUCAGAAGAACAGCUUUAGAAAGCUCGUGCCGCUGUACCUGUGGAUUUUACAUUAAAGGGUGGUCCUACAGUAGCCGUUCAGCCGUGCCAUUGUGAGCAUUUCACGGGCACCUUUCAACGCGCGGGUCGCGCGGCGGAACCACCCUGAAAUUUCAGGCGGCCAGGUGGACGCAUUCAAGCCGCCCCGAAGUGUGACUAAAGUGCGGUAAAUCCGGGAAAAUUGGCCCGGGGGAAUUUGAGACGGUACCUGCUCUUGUGGGACAGGUUUUAGAAACAUGGCGGUGGUCAGGGAAAGUGGAGUGUACAGCUGGGUGUUUGUUGUAACAACGGCGGUGCUUCUAGGGAGGUACGAAGUCACGGCGCAAGCUGCUGAACUAUGCUGGGCAAACUCAACUUCGGGUCGUCUUAUUUUUGAAGUUGAAGAAAACGUGUUCACAACAGGUGAAGCAGUUACAAACCUGAAGUUCUUUGGAACUUACGGGGUCGAUAUCUCUAACAUCACAAUUACAUCGCAGACACCAGGAGGGUACUUCAGAUUAGACCUACAGAACAAUACUGACUUUGUUCCCUUGGUGUUGGUUCAGGACAUUGAUAGAGACGGGCCUCCGAUUCUUACCAAAAUCGAAUUGACAGUGUCAUGUUCGCCUUCCCUACCCGGUAGUUCGAGAGAAACAGCCCUCAUCGUCAAUAUAUUAGAUGCCAAUGAUAACGAUCCUGAGUUCCAAGAUGCACCAUAUAACACUGCUGUCAGUGAGUAUGAGCAGGUUGGAACAACAGUCUUCACCUUAUCAGCUACAGAUAUUGAUAGUGGAGCAAACAGUCAGAGAGUAUUUUAUUUACUCAGAACUACUCCCCAGCCCUACUUUGCUGUUGGAACUGGUGGAGCUGUGACCUUAUCAAGCUCACUGAAUUAUGACACUGGCCCUCGACAUUUUGAGCUGCUUGUGCAAGUUCAGGACCUGGGUACCCCGCCUAGAAGUUCCAACACCACACUGACAAUAGAUGUAGAUGAUGAGGAUGAUCUGGAUCCAGUCUUUCAGCAUGACAUCUAUGAAGCUUCUGUCAUGGAGAAUGCGACCUCGACCCUGACCACAUCUCCUGCCGCCAUCCUUGCUUAUGACCAAGACUUUGGAAUCAACCAGACACUAGUCUACUCAAUACAAAAAGCCUCCUCAACACCAACAGACUUAGCAGACCUGAUUGACUACUUCAGCAUCGAUGGUUCAACAGGAGAGUUGUCUGUGGUGAGAGGACUGGACAGGGAGUCAGUACAUGAUGUCACACUCACCAUCAAGGCUGUACAGUCAGACAACAAUGUCAGAUCAGCAGAAGCUCGUGUGUACGUCGUGGUACAAGACGCCAAUGACAACCAACCCCAGAUGUCUGCCGACCUGUACCAGGCUACAGUAGUGGAGAAUGCCCCAAGGGGUACUCCUGUACUGACUGUCACAGCAUCAGACAAGGACGAGGGUGAGAAUGCAGAGUUCGUGUAUGUACUGAAGCCCUCUGAUGUCUUCACCAUUGAUGGCUCCACUGGCUACAUCACUGUUAGCAACAGCAGUAUCCUAGACAGGGAGACUAACAACAACUUCACACUGGAGGUCUAUGCAGUUGAAACAAACACCUCAGAGAAGUACCCCAGCCCUAAAUCUACAGUUACCAUCACGCUGUUGGAUGAGAAUGACAACAGCCCCACAUUCACAGCGGACACAUACGAGGCAGCUGUGCCAGAGAACGCUGCACCUGGAGUUUUUGUGACACAGGUGACUGCAACAGAUCGAGACUCUGGCACCAAUGGUGAGAUCAUCUAUAGCAUUGUAUUUGCCUCCAGUGAUGGGAAGGACAAGUUUUCCAUCAGUCCAUCAGAUGGAAACAUCACCGUGUCAGGCAGACUGGAUGCCGACACUGUGGAGUCUUAUGUAGUGGUGGUCAUGGCUGCUGAUCAAGGGACUGCUUCAAGGGUGAGCACAGCUAUAGUGAACAUCAAUGUGACCAAUGUGAACGACAACACACCACAGUUUAGUCAGCAGCGGUACACAGCACAGGUGUCUGAAGCUGCUGCAACUGGCACCGUGGUGGCUACACUCAAGGCCACAGAUGGUGACAAAGAUGCACAACUCACAUUCCAGAUAGAAGAUGGCAGCUUUGGACAAUUCAACCUCUCUACUGCAAGUAAUGGUGACGUGCAGGUGGUGACAUCUGCAGAGCUGGACCGUGAGAUCAUAGACAGCUACAUCAUCACUGUGGAAGUGUCUGAUGGACAAUGGACUAACAGUACCCAGCUGCGUGUGAAUGUACAAGAUGUUAACGACAACUUCCCAGUGUUUAACCAGCGAGACUACGCAUUCGACAUCCCAGAGGAGGAAGCUGCCUCAUAUGCAGUGGGCUCUAUCUUUGCUUCAGACAAUGAUACUGGCAUAAAUGCAGACAUCCUAUACUCCAUACAACCCAGCAGUCCAGACUUCUCAGUUGACCAAAGCACAGGCCAGAUCACAACCCUGUGGCCACUGGACAGAGAAACUGCCUCACAGGUCCUGUUUGUCGCUGUCGCCAGUGACCAAGGCCGGCCCUCCCUGAGUUCCACAGCAACAGUGACCGUUGUUCUACUGGACAUCAAUGACAACUUGCCAACGUUCACACAACAAUCGUACAUGGUCACUGUCAAUGAAAAUGUGACAGAGUCUGACCUCAUAACUCUACAGGCAACAGAUUUGGAUUCAGACCCCAACAACAUCACCAACUAUGUCAUCACUGAAGGAGACACAAAUGUCUUUAACAUUGACCCAACUACGGGAAGAUUGUCUCUGGUGACUCCACUGGACAGGGAUGGAGGUCCUGCUACCUACAACCUCACAGUCAUGGCUUACAACACAGAGUUGUAUAAUGGUACUGGGGAGAAUAAUACAGCCACUGUGGUUGUUUCAGUUCAGGACAUCAAUGAUAACCCACCAGUCUUCACUCCUGACCAGUACCUCUCAACCAUCUUCGAAAACAUCACAAUAGGAACCACAGUUCUAACAGUAAAUGCAACAGAUGAUGAUACGGACCCAGCCAAUAGUGAGAUUCAUUUCAGCAUUGUCUCAGGAAAUGACGACAGUGUCUUCAGCAUUAAUCCAGUGUCAGGAGCAAUCACUGUACUGAAGGAGAUUGACUAUGACCCACCCAGUAACAACACUGGAUUUGAACUUCAGGUUUUGGCCACAGAUGGCAUGUAUAACACCACAGCAAUGGUGAACAUCAUGGUGACUGAUGUUAAUGACAAUGCACCAGAGUUCACACAAGAUGUUUAUGAAGUAGGGGUUAAUGAGACAGCUGCUGAUGGUGUUCAAGUUGUCAUGGUGACAGCCACGGAUAAUGACAGUGGAGACAAUGGGAACAUCACCUACACAAUCAUCUCUGGCAAUCAGAACAUGACGUUUGCUAUUGACGAAGUUUCUGGAGAGAUCACCUUGCAAAAAUCACUUGACUAUGAUCAGGGCAAAAAGUCUUACCAACUAGUUGUGGAGGCCAAGGAUGCUGGUACUCCAGUCAGGAGCAGCAUUGCCAUUGUGGACAUCCUUGUUGUGAAUGAGAAUGACAAUUCACCUGUCUUCCAGGACCCAACAUACAUCUUUGAUGUCUAUGAGAAUGAAAGGAAAAGCAGCUUUGUAGGAACGGUUCAUGCUUCUGAUCUAGAUGGCGACAAUCUAAAUUAUACAAUAGUAGAUUCAGUCAUGGGGUAUUUCAGUAUUGACUCUGCUACAGGAGAGAUCAUCACAUCAUCCCAACUGGACAGAGAGACAAACUCUUCCUUCACAUUCAACGUCAUCGUCAGGGACCCUGUAGGACAGGAAGACACAGCUGUAGUCACAGUGGAAGUUCUGGAUGAGAAUGACAACUCCCCAGUGUUUGAUAGGGAGAUAUAUGCUGCCAAUGUCCCUGAGAAUACAACUGGUGGUAGCCUGAUCUUACAGGUGACAGCCAGUGAUGAGGAUGAGGGUUCAAACAGUAAUAUCACCUACUCCAUCCGAAGUGGAAACACUGAGGACAUUUUCUUCAUCAACAACAAAAGUGGUACCAUCUUUCUGCAGACCAACAAGACUUUGGACUAUGAAACUACCCAGGAGUAUCGUCUGUCUAUAAAGGCACAAGAUGGUGGAGACUCUCCUCGGUCAGAUGUGGCAGAUGUCACAAUCUCUGUCAUUGGUGUGAACGAGUUUCCUCCUCAGUGUAAAGAAACACCUUUCCAGGUGUCACUGAUGGAGAAUCUGCCCAGCCCAGCCCAACUUCUGCAGGUUGAAGUCACACAUGAAGAUGCUGCUGAAAUAUUGGAGUACAAACUUGUGCAGGGACAAAACUCAACAAGUCCAUUCUCCAUAGAUCCUAAAACAGGACUGCUAAACACCACUCAAGCCCUUGACAGAGAAGAAACCCCACAAUAUAGCCUCAAUGUCUCAGUCUCAGAUGGUGAAAAUGUAGAAUACUGCCAAGUACAGGUCACCAUUUUGGAUCAAAAUGACAACACGCCUCAGUUUUUCCCAAGUAAUUCCUCUCAUUUCAAUGUUUUGGAAAGUGUGGCUGUAGGCACUGUUGUGGGUCAAGUUUCUGCUAACGAUAAAGAUGCAGGUGCCAAUGGCAGAGUUACCUUCUACCUCAGCUCAGGGGCUGAUGGGAGAUUUGCUGUGGAUAGGGAAUCAGGUAACAUCACAGUUGUUGCAAGCUUGGAUCACGAGUCCCUACCAGAUCCAAACAUCAUGCUCACAGUUGUGGCUGCUGAUGGUGGAGAGGAGCCUAAAUAUGCAGUAUCCACAGUAACCAUCUCUGUCAUGGACAUUAACGACAAUGCCCCAGAGUUUGACUCCUCCCACUACAACUUCCAAGUGUCAGAGAACAUGAAUGCCAGCUCAUUAGUUGGCACAGUCUUUGCAGAAGAUACAGAUGAGGGUAUGAAUGGGGAAGUGAAGUAUUACCUGGACCCAUCUGGUCAAGAAGUGCCCUUCAACAUCAGUGAAGAAACAGGAAAUAUCACAACUACUGAAGUCUUAGACAGAGAAGGGGGUGUGGCCUCCUACACAUUCACAGUCAUCGCCCAAGACAACGGCACACCAACUUCCCUCAACUCAAAUGCCACCGUGACCGUGUCCAUCACUGAUGAAAACGACAAUGCUCCCAAGUUCAACCCUGCCCAGUACCAUGUCAGCAUCCUGGAGCAAUCUCCCAUUGGCAUGGUUGUUGCAGAGACAUUUGCAACAGAUGCUGAUGUGGGAACUAAUGCAGAGCUAAGCUACAGUCUGAGAGGGAAUGGUACAAAGUACUUCAGUGUACUUAAUGGGCUGGUCAGAAUAGAGGAGAUCCUGACAGUGGAGAAGUUAACAGAAGAGGGGCUCAUCUCUGGGCUGGCUAAUGAAACAAACAGUACUACCAUCAGGUUCAAGGUGAUUGCAACUGAUGAUGGGAACCCUCGACUGAGUGGAGAAGCUGAGGUGUUCAUCACAGUAGGAGAUGUGAAGGAUGCCACACCCGUGUUUGGGAACUCCACAUACAAUGUCAGAGUGGCGGAGGACAGAGCUACAGGAACCCCCCUGGACUUCAACAUAUCAGCAUCAUCAGAAGACCCAGACACUGUCAUCAGCUUUGAACUGUUGAACUGGUUGGACACGUUUGAACUACAGCAGGGUGACAACAUGGCUACAGUACAAAUCAAGAGCAGUCUGGACAGGGAGACAAGAGACUCCUACGAACUUUUAGUGAGAGCAACAGACGACAAGAUCCCUCAGCACACAGCAUAUACAACGGUGGAAGUUACAGUCACAGACAUCAAUGACCAGGAUCCCACGUUCCAGAGUCUCUCCUACCAUUUCACAGUGUCUGAGGAUGCCACACAUGGCAGUGUAGUUGGCACUGUAACUGCAACAGACAUGGACCAGGGAAAGAAUGGGGAGGUCAUGUACAGGAUAACUGGUGACAAUGGUAAUGUCUUCAGCAUUGACAAUACAACAGGACAGAUAACAACAACAGGCCAACUGGACAGAGAGCAAAUGGCAGGAUACAACAUCACAGUCAUGGCCACAGACAUGGGCUCCCCAGCAAGAAACACCACAGCAUUAGUAACUGUCUCUGUGGAAGACAUCAAUGACAGCCCUCCCGUGUUCUCUAACUCUUCCUUUGAGGUGUACAUAGGGGAAACAGUGAGGAUUGGUAGCCAGGUGUUUCUACUCAGUGCCACAGACCCAGACUCUGGUCCGCUGAAUAACCUGGUAUACUAUUCCAUCACCGGGGGAAAUGAUGAUGAUACUUUCUUUGUGGAAACUCAACUAGGCACUGUGAAAACUGCUGCCAGGCUGGGAAGUGUUGACACUUACACCCUGAGUGUGCAGGCUUACAACCCACCAGCCUUCGUGCCAGAUGGUGUCCUGCUGGAUAGCAAUGCCAACCUCACUGUGCAUGUAAACCGGGCGCCACGAUACAGCAGGCAACCGUAUCUCAAAGUCCUGAGGGAGAACGCAACUGUCGGGACUGAAGUGGCUCAAAUCCUGACCUCUGACCCUGAUGGUGAUAACAUAACCCUGAAUAUCACAGCUGGCAAUGAGCAGGGGGUCUUUACCAUUGACCAAAUGGGGGUGGUCAGUGUUUCUGCCCCUCUUAGUGCCAACACUUUCCAACACAUCCUCACCGUGGCAGCAACUGAUGAUGGAAACCCUCCCAUGACUAGAUCUACAACGGUGACUGUCUAUGUAUUGCCUGCCAAUGUGUCCCUACCCCUGUUCUCCAAAGACUUGUACGACGUAACGAUUCCUGAGAACCUGCCUCCACAAUCCUUUGUUGUCAUGGCAACAGCAGUGUACGUGACAGAGGAGAGUGUCAACUACCCACUGAGAUAUUCUAUACUCAACGGCAACACUGGAGGUUAUUUCAGAAUAGAUGAGACAACAGGCUCAAUCACAACCAACAGGAGCCUGGGAGAUAUCCCACAAUCCUCUGCUGUCCUGUCCAUCAUGGUGGCAGUUAACGGCACCCGAGCUCUCACAGCCAUGGCAACAGUCAACAUCACCGUGGUGGAUCAGAACGACAACGCUCCCGUCUUUGAUCCAACAAACAUCGAAGCUGCUGUCCCAGAGGACGCUGUCCUUGGUGCUGAAGUAGUGGUGUUAACAGCAACCGAUGCCGACAAGGGUCUGAAUGCAGAACUUCAGUACUUCAUCCAUAGUGGAGGGGAUGGCAAGUUUGCACUGGAUAACUCCACAGGGAGCCUCACAGUGGCAGGAGACCUGAUUGACUUGGGAUCUGUACAAUAUGAGAUUGUGGUGUAUGCAGAAGACAUGGGUCUGCCAAUUGAUGGCCUGUCACCCCUGAGAGGUUACGCCACUGUGGUCGUCACAGUGGAGGAUAUCAACAAUCAUGCCCCACAAUUUGUUCAGCCUGCUGGUCCAUUCUCUGUCAUGGAGAAUACAGGUCCUGUGGAACUUGGGGUCAUUAAGGUCACUGACCUGGAUACAGCAGAGGUCAACACCGAUGUCUCAUAUGAAAUCACAGGAGGAAAUGACUACACCAGCUUCUCCAUCAAUGCCAGCUCUGGACUGUUGAUGUCGACAAUGGAACUAGACAGAGAAAACACCAGUAGUUACAGUCUGGUCAUCACUGCAACCAACUACAGAGCUGACCCACAGUUAAACUCCUCAACAGUUGUGGAGGUCAUAGUUCAGGACCAGAAUGACAACAGCCCCACAUUCAACUCCUCAGAUUACGCUGUACAGAUUGACCUCACAACAUCCGUUGGGUCAGAGGUCAUCCAAGUGUUUGCAGAAGACCAUGACGAGGGAGCAAAUGGUGACAUUUGGUACUUCCUGAAGACUGAUGACAGCUACAGCACAUACUUCACCUUAGACGACCCCAACCAGGGAAUCAUCACCACCAGACAGGAAUUUAACUUCAACGACUCUGUCAAAGUGUUUGAGCUACAAGUUACUGCAUAUGAUGGGGGAGAACCUAGAGAGUCUGCUUCAACUACUGUUACUGUGACUGUGGUAAACACUGCAUUCAACCAACCCAUCUUCACAGAGCAGCAGAUUGUUGUUUCUCCUCUUGAGAACCAACCAGCAGGCACCACAGUAGUCACAUUAUCAGCCACUCACUACACAGACCCUUCAGGAGACAUCACUUACUACUGUAUCAGAUCGGGCAACGAGCUAGGAAACUUUGCUCUGAACAACAAGACAGGUGAACUGUACACCACCAGAGAGCUAGACCGUGAAGAUACGGCCGUGUACACUCUGACAGUGGAGGCUAUUCUGGUCAAUGGUACUGGGGGAUGUGACAGCAGGAGAAGGAAGAGAGCAAUCCCAGCUAACCAGAUUGUAAUAACAGUGGAAGUCGGAGAUCAGAAUGACAACCCACCUGUGUUCUCUCAGAGCAGCUAUGUAAAAGGCAUCCCUGAUGAUGCUCCUAUAGGGUAUACAGUUAUGCAGUUACAGGCCUCAGAUGCAGACACUGGCUCCAAUGCUGAGCUCACGUACGGUUUUGUAGGGACCAAGCCUGACCAGUUUGAACUGGAGAGCAGCACGGGAACUCUGCUGACUGCAAUAUCAUUUGCAGGGAGCAGCGGAGACAAGUUCAAGUUUGGGGUACAGGUAGAAGACAACGAUGGCAACUCAAAUUCAACUGAAGUCACAGUAUUUGUGCUGACCUUCACCCAGCAUGUUAUCCUGGAGGCAGGGUUGUCUCCCUCUGUUGCUGUGGAAAACCAGGAGGAGAUAGCAGAAUUCCUCCAAAACAUCACCGGCUACGACAUCAACGUGCAUAAGAUCGUUCCUCUAGAGGAGGACUCGGGAAAAACUAACUUCAGCGCGUCUGAAAUCUGGUUCUAUGCUGUGGAUCCUCAAACCAAUGAGAUUGUGGAAACGUCAGAUGUGGAAAAUGUCAUUGCAGCUAAUCGAGAGCAGUGGGAGGAAUUCCUGGAUAGAUUCUCUGGCAACCGCAUCUCACAACCAGUUCCUCAGCUGUACACAGACACCACCAUUGGUGUUCUGGAAGGUUCUCUUAUUGCCGUGGCAGGAGUGAUCUUGAUUGGAGGUCUGAUUGCUGUGUAUGCAGUACAUGCCUCAUGGAAAAAACGUGUGAUGGAGAAUGUGAACGAGGUCAGCAUGUUUGAGAAGUACAGCGUGAGUGAGGAAAACAACCUGGUCCUCACCAACCCUACCUACGUGGACACCACCAUGGAGGGACCCACUAUACAGGUCAUACAGAAUGAUGAUGUACAGGAGACAUGGGUGGCCCCGAUGAAUGACUUGCAGCAGAAAGAUGCCAGCCAUGGACAAGGAAACGGGGACACACAGCACCUUAUUCAACAGGACCAGCAGGGCUAUGGACCAGCCGGAGGUCAACGGUUAUCAGAUUCCGAUAUUCAUGACCCGAGCAGCGCACAAGUAGACGAUCUCGUAUUAGCAACAGUUUUAGCAGCUGAAGGCAGGAAACCUUCGACAGAGAAACCAAAGGCCAAAGGAGUAACAUGGGCUGCAGAUGUUAAAACAGAUUCCACGGAUCAAGACAAGACUGCAGUGGACAUUCCCGAUGAUGCUGAUGCCAAAAGUGACUUUGCCAGUGAGCCUGUCCAUCUCUCCCCAGUUAUGGGCCCUUCCCCAACUGCUGCUGCCUUGAUGGUGACUAGUCAGCCAGAUAUUCCACCCUUCCCAAACCCGCCUCCUCAACUACAAGAUGAUAAUCCACCAGAGGAUUAUCCACCAGAGGAUUAUCCUCCCCCUCCUCCCCUCCCUUUCUCCGACCCCCCAGACCUCCUGCCAAGCGUCCGCCCGACCGACCACAACUCCAACGUACCCAAGGACAACCCCUUCACCAGGGAAACUUUCGACAGUGCCAUCACGGACACCUCUACCCCCAAGAAGAAGCCCAGUGACGUGCCAGGCAUUCUUGCACCAGUUCCCACCCCAUUCACCCAGGUCCUCAGCUUAAGCAAACAGAGGAGGUCGGAGCCUCUGGAGACCAUACUGAUGUCUUCUCCAGCCAGCCAGGUCCAUGGAGAACCCGUUCCGGUAACAGACAUUGAUGCUUUGAUAUGGGAUGAUGAGGAAGAUGAGGUACAACACAUUGCUGUGAGUGUGGUGUAGACUUCUGACCUCUCUGCUACCCUCAACAUUUUCACUGGUUGAAAAGCUGCAGAUGCGGUGCUUGUGAGAGAAGUUUGAACUAACCGGUGUGAAAUCUGUAUGUCUUUGACAGAAUCUGAACUCAUUUGCAUCUAUUAACAUCUUCAAUUCUUUUAACAUGGUGUGGGAAAUGUAUGAUGACAACAGUUGAACUGUCACUCCAAUAACUCAUUAACUGGAAUGAAAAUGUAUUUUUUGUACCUUAUGGCAUUAACUUAAAUCUUGACUUUUACUGAAUACAGUACAGCAUUACAUCAAUCUGUGUAUAUAGCCAUAAAAAGCUGUUUAUAAUGUGAUAAGUUAAGUGCACCUGUACAGUUGACUUUUA